Messenger RNA from Eutrema salsugineum, 962 nucleotides. RefSeq names its product VQ motif-containing protein 22. Lineage: Eukaryota; Viridiplantae; Streptophyta; Magnoliopsida; Brassicales; Brassicaceae. The transcript has a single exon. Bases 186 to 737 code for a protein of 183 amino acids. The record is from RefSeq and is a predicted model, not a curated record.
CAGCUAAUUUUUAAUCGACGUGUCCCAGAAAACAUACCAAGAAGCAGCGGCUACGAUUCGUUUAGCUGAUCUUCUUUUGACCAAGUCGAACGCAUUUAAAAACUAUACAAUAAAAACAAAUCAAGAGAGAGUCUAUAAAUACACAACAAGGUCUAGUCUAUAAUCUCUCCCAUAACAAUAAGAAUAUGGCCAACCCCAACAACGAUUGGUCUCAGUUCUACAACAACCAAACCUUCUUCACCACCUCAACCACCACCACCACCACCGCAACGUCAGAUAAUUCUCCCGUGAGCUCAGAAAACCGCCGUGUUGCAAAGGCAACACGGCGGAGGUCUAGAGCCUCUCGACGUACACCCACUACACUUCUCAAUACCGACACAACCAACUUUAGAGCCAUGGUCCAACAAUUUACAGGUGGUCCAUCCGCCGUGGCUUUCGGUUCACCGUCCUCUGGUUUUAGUCUCACCUCGUCCGUUCCCGACGCCGGAACCUCUUCUGUGGGCUAUCAAUACGCUAAUUUUCAGAAUCAAGCGGUUAAUCACGAGCUACCGCAACAACAGCGACCGUAUAUGUUCUCGUCGGAAAACCACGUGAACACUCAUCUUGGCUAUCCUAAUACGGUGGUUCCCGAUGGUUUUGUGACGGCAGAUGAAAGUAGAGACGGUGGAAGAGGAGGAGGAGGAGGUUAUGGUCCAUCAUUGGAGAGGAAUAGCAAUACUACUUCAUGGUUGCAAUGAGGAAACAGUGGAUUAUUCUUUAGAAUUGUUUUUUUUUUACACCUAAAUAAACAAAACAUAAAAGGAAGAAAUGUUAGGUACUGACUUUGUUUGUAGCAGAACGAAAACUUUGACCAUAAUUUUUUUUUGGUUGUGCUUUGUUUAGUUUUCAUAUCUUGAGAAUAUUUCUUUGUGUUGUAAUCACUAUGUGGUUGCAUAUAUAAAUUGAAUAAAUUUAAAUUGCAU